This is a messenger RNA of Phlebotomus argentipes, 2220 nucleotides long. It is a transcript of the gene tub, whose product is annotated as protein Tube. NCBI's taxonomy places the organism in Eukaryota, Metazoa, Arthropoda, Insecta, Diptera, Psychodidae. The record is from RefSeq and is a predicted model, not a curated record. The coding region runs from base 139 to 1176 and encodes 345 amino acids. The transcript has 3 exons.
UUUUUAGGGUUCAGUGUGAGUAGUUGACAGCUGAAAAUAAAAACAGAGUGGAGCAACAGGCGGCCUUCUGCACAAAACUCUCUGAAUAAUAAGUUGUCUGGGAUUUCUGGUGAUUCAGAAACGAUAGUAAUAGUUGCAAUGACAACAUUAUCACGUAAAACUGAGAUUCGACACCUUCCACCUGCCGAAAUCUUCAAAAUCGCCCAGCAACUUGAUUCUUCACAGAACUGGAAGAAGCUCAUGAGGAUUAUACCCAAAAAGCUGGAGGAAGAGGUUGAAAUUGAGGAGUUUGGUGGGAAAUACAAUGCUGAGCAUAUUAAGAUCAUCGAGAACAACAAGGGAAGUCGUCUGGCAGCUGAGAUUCUCAUGGAUGAAUGGGGAACUUCUGGACGGAUUCGACCCAACUUAGCGCAUUUGCUGCAAUUGCUCGUGAAGGCAGAGCUCUUCCGAGCAGCAGAUUAUGUAGCUGAUUUACUCAAUGAGGCUCUGCCGAAACGUCCGGAAAAGGGUCCAGCAGCCAGGAUAGAUAUUUCUCUGCCUCCUGACGAGGAGAUAGCAGAAAUUGGAGGGAUUCUCAGUGACAUGGACUAUCCCAAUUCCUCAAACAUCAACAAUAUUCCGAGUAAUUUAGAGAACAACAUGGAUUUCUAUGACAAGUGGACACCGAAUGAUCAACGAAAGAUUCACGUUCUGGACUCCAACAAUGGCACGCCUGAGAACCUCAUACAGUUCUCAAUGUCUAGCAUGUCGGGCACGCAGGACUCAAACUUCUCGCUACACUCCGACAUAAUGGGAAACGAUGGAAUCAUCUUGGUCGGGGGAGAAGAAGGACCUAGCAAUGCCUCUCGGAAUAUUCCCAGCAGUAUCGACACUCUCUCCACAGACAUUCCGGACACCGUGACUAGUCAAUCGGCAGAGAGUGUCACGGAGGCGCCUUACGAGAUGGAAAGUGCCAUGAUUCCAGACGUGAGCCUCUUGCGAGUACACAGGGCGAAUCCUUCGCAGGACUCUUGUGAUAACAUACCACACUUUAGCCUGCUAAUGUCCCCAGCGGCACCUCAAAUGACAGAGGAGAUGAAAUCGAACAUCAGCACAGAUUCGGAGUCUUCGCAGUCGAGGAGCGAAAUCAUCUCUGAUAAUAGUAUUCCCAACUUGCCGAUGCUUCAAGGCAAAUGAAGCAAGUAAAUUAAUUCUUUUUUGAUAAGGUGCUCGAAAUGAAACGUUCAUCGCCAACGAAGAUAAAUUUAAUUUAGAUUAAAAUGUGGUCAAAGUUGUGAAUUGAUUGAAUCAAUAGCAAUUAAUAUAACUUUGUAUAUAUCACUUAAUGUAUGUGCAAUAUUCAGUUAUUUCUUUUAUUUUGUUAAUGUUUAUGUAUGCUAAAAUUCCAUCCAAAAUCGGCAAUUUUUUUUACCUCCUAAUUCCAUAAAUAAACAAUCUUCGCGGUAUAUAAUUUUUCAAGCAGGACAAGUUUUUACAUAUCGUGUACAUCUUUAUCAACAAUUGCGAAUAAAAAGCUUAUUUGUACAAGUCAAAAAGUGGAAUUUCAACAUUUUUUCUUCUACUUUCGCGAAACACACUUUUUUCUCUUAAUCUCUUGCUUCAACAUGGCCAAGUUAAAAUUUUCUUAACUAAUAGAGAUAAUAAAAUAAUGUGGGAUUGGUAGAAGUUUUUUUUUCUCUCGUCCAGACAGGAGCCAGUCAAGUCUUUCUGAAGGACAUUUGAAAAAUUAAUGAUUGGGAUGUUUAUCAGACCCAAAUUUUGAGAUUUCCUCUUCAUACAUUCAAUUUAUGACUGUGUAAAAUCUUCUUCUGGAAACGGAAUUUGGAAGUGUGACCUACUUUUCUGCAUAGGAAAAUAUUUUUAUAUACUAUUUUUCGUCUCUUCUUCUCCGCUAACUCUGCUUCGUUUCUUAUCUGAAUUUCCUAUAUUUUGAAGUUUUAAAGAGUGUAAUUUUUAUUGAGAAGUUCGAAUGAGGAUUAAUCACUUGUGUGGUAACGAGUAUUAAUCCUUUUAUUGCUCUCAAUAUUAAUUCCAUUCUUGUCUACUAGGAUUGAUAAAGAAGAGCUUAUGUAAAUAUCGACUAACAUUAUGUGAUAAUUUAUUAGGAAUUUCUUCGUCUCUGUAUGAAUUGAUAAAGCUACAUAUAGGUAUAUAAUUGUUUUUGUUUCCACCACUACUGUGAAUAACAAUCUCAAAUUUGACGCCUUUAUCAGAAGAGCA